UCUCCAGCCCUACUGUGUCAGCUACUCCUUGACAGUGGUCAGUGGCCUCUUGCAGAAGCCCCGGAAGAAGCCUUUUCCCACCAUCCUCCUCAAUUUGCUGAAGAAGGGCCAUGUCUGCCUUUGAUCAGAGGAACCAGAGCAUGCAGCACAUUGAGCCUGAGACAGACUGCAUCACCCCUCGGGUGAAGCCAAGGGGUGAGGUAUUUGUCUCUAUUGAUGGGAAAUGGGUGAAUGACAUCUACUGCCAGCCACCCUUUCCUUCCCACCAGAAACUCUUCAGCAAGAAGGCACAGAAUGAGUGGAGCACCUGGGAGGAGAACAGAGCACUCUGGCAGGAAAACCAGAUCCUCUGGAUCAAAAAUAGGAUGCUCUGGGAAGAAAACAAGGCCCUACAAUAUCUCCAGUCACAGAACAAAUCUGUCCAGGUAAUUUACACAGAUGCUAUUCAGCAAAGCAUCAAGAGAAAAAAUAAGCCACUUCCACUCUUCCAUGAGAGGAACAUGGGCUUUCAGUUCAGCCUGGGCAACAAAGCUCUCCAGGCAGUCCAGGAAAAGUAUAAAAUCUUUCAGGACUUCCAGCAGGAGAAUAAAGUACUCCCGGUUACCUGGAAAGACCAAAAAGCCAUCACGGUCCAUGAAGAGAGCAAAGAUGCCAGCUCAGAUCUUCAGAGGAACACUGACACCAUUGCAGCUGUGGAAAAGGGUAACCCUGGCCCAGUCCCCCAGCAGAAACAUGAAGGUAAAAAGAAGAGCACUACUCCAACUCAGAAUAAGAUGGAGUCUGCCCCAAAUAUGCCGGGAAAGCAUGAAAUCCUCCAGGUUCUCCAGCACUUAGAUGAGCUCCUCCACACCUUCCUGAAAAUGAACCAUCCUCCUGGGGAGAAACAAUGCUGCCACAAUCUCCAUGAUGUGAACAGAUCCUUCCAAGAAGAUUACAAUAAACUGAAGCUGCAGCUGAAUGCUGUUAAAAACACUGUGUCAGACAUUACAGCUCAAAUGGACAUGCUGGAAAAGGAGAUCAUUGCCAUCACUUCCCCAAUGUAUGAAGAAGCAGGGCAGAAGCUGGCAACUGAGCAUCAGCUUGGAGACAUGUGA
Molecule: messenger RNA, 1094 nt
Organism: Hirundo rustica (Barn swallow)
Lineage: Eukaryota; Metazoa; Chordata; Aves; Passeriformes; Hirundinidae
Gene: CBY2
Product: chibby family member 2
Exons: 1
Coding region: 111-1094 (327 amino acids)
Source: RefSeq, a predicted model, not a curated record